This is a messenger RNA of Mytilus trossulus (common blue mussel), 1117 nucleotides long. Its product is annotated as hemicentin-1-like. The record is from RefSeq and is a predicted model, not a curated record. Gene Ontology annotation, molecular function: carbohydrate binding. The transcript has 5 exons. Bases 122 to 1117 code for a protein of 331 amino acids. NCBI's taxonomy places the organism in Eukaryota, Metazoa, Mollusca, Bivalvia, Mytilida, Mytilidae.
CUUCAAUAUCGUAUAUUAAUCAGAUAAAAGGACAACUGAAAGGAUGAGUUAAAAUUUAUUCCAAAUUAGCACAUGAUUUUCUGUUUAAUUUCAUUACUGCAUCGAUUUACCAGCCGUCCUGAUGAUAAAGUGGUGUUGGUUUUGUUUUUGUGUCAUUUGGACAGUGGUUGUUAUUGUUUAUCCACGCCAGUACAUACUAUGUGAAGUCGAUAUAAGUCCAGUACUUGAAUGUCCUGCUGGUCAAGUGGUCAUGGUCAGCGACGCCUCAUACGGUAGAACAAACUCAAUAGUGUGUCCACAUGUUUCUAUUAAUCCUUCCAAAACAUAUGAUGGUACUGCGUCAAUUACUACAAGGACAAAGGGUGAUUGUGAUUUAAAGCCAUCAUGCUUACCAUCAAGAGGUGGAAUAGGGGAUCCUUAUCCAGGCGUAUACAAAUAUCUGAACGUGACGUAUGAAUGUCUUAUCUCAGGAGGAUGGGGAAUUUGGAAAACAUUUGGAGAAUGCUCGGCUACAUGUGGAAAGGGAAUCCAGUCAUUUCAGAGGAAAUGUAAUGACCCUGUUCCAGAAACUAAUGAAACGUACUGUAUUGGUGAUCACAUACAGAACUUAGAAUGUAACGCAAUUCCAUGUCAAGGAAGCUGGGGAUGUUGGCAAACAGCAGGACCUUGCUCUCAUUCUUGUGGAAAUGGCACCAGAUUAAAGGUUAGAGAAUGCAAUACUCCUGUUCCAACAAAUGAUGCAUCUUUUUGUGAUGGCAAAAAUACAACGGUGGAAUGGUGUAAUUUAAGCGAAUGCCCUGUUUACAAAUGGGGGUACCUGAAGGAUCUUAACCUAACUUUAGUGGAGCUGAAAGAAAUUAUGAAAGAAGAACUUAAUGAACUUAAAAGAAAUUUGACUGUGGAUAACAAAAACACAUCAUCCGCCAUUAGACGAAGAAUCUCAGCACGUGACGACAGACCUUCUGCUGCAUCGUUUGGGUAUUUUGGUGUAGUGAUGUUGGCAACGCCAAUUGUCUUAAUGGUAUGCUUGGACUACAACAAUCUGUGUCCAGAAUGUAUAAAGAGAAGAAUAGCAAAAAUACUCAAAAAAAUCAGUUCAUCAACUGAAACGACGUAG